This is a messenger RNA of Vanessa tameamea, 1336 nucleotides long. It is a transcript of the gene RabX6, whose product is annotated as ras-related protein Rab-14. The record is from RefSeq and is a predicted model, not a curated record. Gene Ontology annotation, biological process: vesicle-mediated transport. Gene Ontology annotation, cellular component: endosome. Gene Ontology annotation, molecular function: GTPase activity; GTP binding. The coding region runs from base 265 to 888 and encodes 207 amino acids. The transcript has 3 exons. Lineage: Eukaryota; Metazoa; Arthropoda; Insecta; Lepidoptera; Nymphalidae.
ACUCUAUAGUCCCAAAUGGCAAAUCUUAAAUUCUUGUUAUUGCCAUCCUGUUAACCAUUUGACAUUACCGAUUUCCAAAAUUUUCAAUUCUUAUGAAAUUUGACUGUCUCUUAAACUAAACAUUUCAAUAACCAAUCUAAUUAUUAUUUUUACUAUGACUUGAAGAAUGUUCUAGGCUUUUGUGUUAAGUAAAUGGGUGUAUUUGUUAUUUAUUGAACAAACCAUAAUUUCUGAAGACUUCAUUACAACGAAUAUUAAUUAACAAUGGCUGUUGUUAAAACUCCUGUGCUUAAAGUUAUAUUAUGUGGUGAAUAUGGAGUCGGAAAAAGUUCAAUAUUUCGAAGGUUCAUAAAUAAUACAUUUUUACCUAAUGCUGAUAAAAAAUCUACUUUAGGCCUAGAUCACUUUGAGAAGAUGUACCGAGUGGGUGACAAAGAUGUCAAGUUACAGCUUUGGGAUACUGGUGGUAUGGAAAGAAUAGCUUCAGUCACAUCAAGUUAUUAUAAAUAUGCCGAGGCAGCAGUUUUAGUAUUUUCAUUAGAUAAUGCUUCAUCAUUUCAUAUCUUAAGUCAGCAUCUCUUGGAUAUUGUAACAUAUGCUGAAAAUGCUAAGAUAUUUCUGUGUGGUAAUAAAUCUGAUUUAGAAGGAUCAUGCCCACAAGUAACCGAUGCUGAUAUAGAAAAUUUCUGUGAACAGUGCCACAAUUUAAUAAGCAGCACUUACAAAACAUCAUGCAAAAGUGGACAAGGCUUAGAAGAGAUGUUUUUAGAUAUAGCUCAACAAUUAGUUGAAUGUAACCGGUCAAAAAUUGAACUUCAAAGGUUAGAUCACAAUAGCUUCAAGAUAACACACCCAGAACCCCCAGAUGAACCGUCCUGUAGUUGUUAAGGAGCAACUUAUUUACUAUGAUUUAAUAUAAAGCUUGGCUAUAUUAGUCAUACUAAUAUACUCCAUUUAAAAUAUUGUCACUAGUUUGUAUGUAUUUAUCAUUUUUAUAAAGUAGGUGUAUGCUUAUUAUUUCUUAUGAUCAGCAAAUUUUGUAUAACGUAAAGUAUUAGUACGUAACUUGUAUUAUAAACUUAAAUAUUAUAUAGUGUCAAUGUGUAGUAUUUAUUAUAAUUAAAAAUAAGUAGAUUACUCUACAAUGUAGGUUUUCAAUUACAAUUUAAAAGCCUGUUAAUUAGUUAAACUGACAUCAAAGGUUGCUUUGGUUGUUUUGAAAUCUUACAAGUACUAGCUACUUUUGCAUUAUAUAUUUGUAGACUAGGAUCAUUGCUACUAAUACAUAUAUUUUCAGUCUAAUCAGUGAUAGAAAUUCCAGCUACUUCAGUACAAC